Emiliania huxleyi CCMP1516 is the source of this 696-nucleotide messenger RNA. RefSeq lists its product as hypothetical. NCBI's taxonomy places the organism in Eukaryota, Haptophyta, Isochrysidales, Noelaerhabdaceae. Gene Ontology annotation, cellular component: nucleolus. The transcript has a single exon. The record is from RefSeq and is a predicted model, not a curated record. Bases 16 to 582 code for a protein of 188 amino acids. Gene Ontology annotation, molecular function: double-stranded RNA binding; protein kinase binding; protein kinase inhibitor activity. Gene Ontology annotation, biological process: negative regulation of protein kinase activity.
CUUGACGCCGUGUAAAUGGCAUCCUCGGUUGUGAGCGGGCGGCAGUUGGAGAAGUGGGAGAAGGAGCGGGAGGAUGCGAACCGCACCGAGAUCCCGAUGCCCAAAGCCGCACGCGACUCCUUCAACUCGAUGCAGCCCAACUUCAACGCGCUCGCAAAGUUCGAGAAGAAGCUCGACCGCUUCACGCAGCGGAUGGAGGACAAGGACAGCGGGGUCAAGACGGAGGCGAUCGUCAACGUGAUGAGCUCGACGGCCGGCGCCGGCUCGGGCGACUUCCACACCUACCGCGGCUUCCGCAAGAAGGAGAAUGCGCGGAUCGCAGACUUUGAGGCGGCGCGCAAGGAGGACGAGGCGCGGCGUGCGUGGGAGGCGGAGCAGGCGGAGCGGGAGGCGGAUGUACUGGCCAAGCGGUCGAAGAAGGCCGCCAAGCGCGCCCGUCAAAAGGAGAAGGAGCGCGAGCGGCAGCAGGCCGAAAAGCGCGCGCGUGGGGAGGCGUCGGCAGCGGCGGGCGGCGCAGCGGCGGGGGAGGAGGGCGCGGGCGGCGGCGGUGGCGAGGCACCGGCCGCCGCGGGCAGCAGUUGACCCCGCCCAACCCAACACAUAACUUUAUCGCCCGCUUGUGUCACUUUUUGGUAUGUGUCGUCCGGGAGACCUCUUAUCUCUGUCCCCUCUUGAGCCAGACCGGAGCUCUUGCAA